UAUCUGUAAUCUCCUCUCUCAGCCUCCUCAACUUUUUCUCUCCAACACAAUCCAUGGGAAGAGAAACGACAAUUAGAGACAUCCUAGGAGUUAUCAAAGAUAAGGCAUCGUUAUCCAAAGCAGCCCUACUCUCAAAAUCCAACGUUUCACUUUCUCUCCGCCUAGCCAUACUCCGUGCCACCACCCACGGGCCACCAGCUCCGCCCGAUGACCACCACCUCUCUGCUAUCCUAUCUUUUGGAAACAGCUCACGUACCACCGCCUCGGCUGUCAUCACCGCCCUCAUGGAUCGCCUAAACUCGACUAGCAACUGUUAUGUUGCCUUCAAGUGUCUUUUAAUUAUUCACCACAUCAUUAAGCGUGGACCCUUUAUACUUCAAGACCAGCUUUCAGUUUUUCCGGCCACAGGCGGACAUAAUUAUCUGAAACUCACAGCCUUCCGAGACGGCGCCACCGCCGGAUCAUGGGUUAUCUCAGCAUGGGUGAGAUGGUAUGCUCGUUACUUGGAAACCCUACUUUUCACUUCUAGGGUUUUGGGUUAUUUCCUCUCUCCAUCAUCAAACAGCAUGAUUAAAGACAGUCAAGAAGAAAGAAUCUCACAUGUCUUGAACGUUGACUUGAUCAAGGAUGUUGAUUCUCUGACUGGACUAAUAGAAGAAAUGUGCAAAGCACCUGAUACUACCCAAGUCGAAGGUAACGUUUUAUUAAACGAGGUCAUGGGAUUAUUGGGUGAUGAUUAUUUAUCAGCAGUUAAUGAAAUUUUGUUAAGACUAGGUGAGUUCAAGAAGAGACUGAGUUCCCAGAGUUUUGGUGACUCAGUUGAGUUAAUACGCACUUUGAAGCGGCUAGAAAAUUGUAAAGACAGGAUAGGUAUUCUUUUAGGCAUUAAGAAGCCUUCAAUUGAUAUAUUAUGGAGUUUGACAGAAGAGUUGAAAAAUGAAAUUGAGGUGUUCAAGGUGCACAAAGAAGGUGGAAUAUCACCGAGUUUGAGGAGAGAAAAUGGAAGUGAGUCCGCUCGGUUAGGAAGCGAGUUAUGAAGUCCGCUGACUCGGUGCAAUUUCAAUCAGGGCGAUUUGACACAAAUUAGAUCCAAUCCGUUGAAUAAAAAUUAUUAUACUGUUAUUUUAUGUAUAAAAUAUGUAAAUUAAAAUACAAUGAGGAGUGGAUAAUAUCAGUUUUGUACGUAGGAAAGAAAUAUUAUAGCAUAUUUGAUAUGGUAUAGCGAGAGGUGUCUGUAUUAUCAUGAAUAAAAUUUAUUUUAUUUUCCUUUUUUA
This is a messenger RNA of Olea europaea var. sylvestris, 1274 nucleotides long. Its product is annotated as putative clathrin assembly protein At4g40080. Gene Ontology annotation, molecular function: SNARE binding; 1-phosphatidylinositol binding; phosphatidylinositol-4,5-bisphosphate binding. The record is from RefSeq and is a predicted model, not a curated record. The transcript has a single exon. Gene Ontology annotation, biological process: vesicle budding from membrane; clathrin coat assembly; clathrin-dependent endocytosis. Lineage: Eukaryota; Viridiplantae; Streptophyta; Magnoliopsida; Lamiales; Oleaceae. Gene Ontology annotation, cellular component: clathrin-coated vesicle; clathrin-coated pit. The coding region runs from base 54 to 1037 and encodes 327 amino acids.